CCGGGUCGCACCCCAUUGCUUCCUUCCCUCUCGGCUGCCGUGUGUCCGCGGCACCCUUCGGCCGGCACGGUCCCUGUUCAGGAACACGCAGCCGUCCCGGGAGCUCAGUCCCCAGACCCAUGGAGUCUGCAAUCAAGUUAAAGCCUGGAGUCACCAAGUGGGACAUUCGGCAGAAGGUUUGGGAUUAUAUGGAGGAAAACAAUUUGGCAAACUUCCCAAGACCAGUUCAUCACAGAAUUCCUAAUUUCAAGGGGGCUGCUCAGGCUGCAGAGAACUUGCCAAGUCUCCAAGAGUUCAAAAACGCACGGAUUGUCAAAGUAAAUCCCGACAAGCCACAGGAAAAUGUCCGUUUGCUCGUUCUAGAAGGUGCAUACGAAGCCUGUAAUAAAAUCAAAAGCCUAGAUUGUUUCAUCAAGGCAAGAGAGCUGAAGGUGGAUCCUGACAAACCACUUGAAGGAGUCCGUUUAGCCACUCUCCAGGCAAGGAAAACAUUGUUGGUCCCAACACCUCGGCUGAGAACAGGACUGUUCAACAAAAUUGUUCCACCUCCUAGGGCCUCAAAGGAAAUAUUAAGAGUAUGUUCUACUGCUCAGGGUGUGAAGGAUUUCAGUGUACCUGUGGGACUUGAUGCGAAAGUUCACAUAGACCUGGUUGUGGUGGGCUCCGUGGCUGUAUCUAAGAAAGGCUGGAGAAUUGGAAAAGGAGAAGGCUUUGCUGACUUGGAAUACUCCAUGAUGGUAUCGAUGGGAAGCAUUGAUGAGGAUACAGUUGUUGUUACCACAGUACAUGACUGCCAGUUGCUUGACAUCCCAGAAGAGUUGAUGGACAACCAUGAUCUAAUUGUAGAUUACAUCCUUACACCUACUCAAGUGAUCAGAACAGAUUGCAAGUGUUCCAAACCUCAAGGAAUUAUAUGGUCAAAGGUGGAUUCAGAGACGAUGAAAAAAAUUCCUAUCCUUAAAAGCUUUCGCUUCAGGGAAAAGCAAGGCGGCAAGGAUGUUACGCUGAAGGAUGAAAAAUGCAUCGAUACAAAAGAACUGCAAAAGUUCUCUGAUGAAAGGACGUCAAGGAAAGGUGCAACUACAACACGGAUUGAAAAUCAUCCAUUUGAAAUGACUGGAAAUUGUGAUGACUGUAAAACACAGUCUAAUGCUCCAAGCAGAGUUACUACAGUAUAUAUGGGUAAUAUACCUCAAUGUAUGAGAGUCAGUGAAUUGAAGAAUAUUCUGAGAUAUCACAAUGCAGUUCCAUUACGUCUGAAUUGGCAGGGUGCUCAACACCGAGCUUUUCUUGACUACAAGGAUGAGGUAACUGCAGAAGCAGUUGUAACUUCACUCGCAGGGUUAAAUUUAAGUGGGAGCGUUGUUAGAGUUGAACUUGCCAACAAGCAGGGUGACAACAGAUUUAGAAGUCAAACAAAUGUAUAUGUGAACAGACGGUCUUUAACAUGA
Pristis pectinata (smalltooth sawfish) is the source of this 1451-nucleotide messenger RNA. It is a transcript of the gene mthfsd, whose product is annotated as methenyltetrahydrofolate synthetase domain containing. The record is from RefSeq and is a predicted model, not a curated record. Bases 120 to 1451 code for a protein of 443 amino acids. Gene Ontology annotation, cellular component: cytoplasm. The transcript is spliced from 9 exons. Lineage: Eukaryota; Metazoa; Chordata; Chondrichthyes; Rhinopristiformes; Pristidae. Gene Ontology annotation, molecular function: RNA binding.